UGUCCUCCAUCGUGUGUGUAAUGAGGCAGAAGUGGGCGUCUCUCUGCAAACUCGGAUGCCCCCCAACUCUUCUGUCCUCUUGCAGAUUAGUCGCUCUCAACCAGAAGCACGUGCUUUGGUUCCGUCAGUCUCAUGCUAAAAUGGCAGAAGAGGCGAAGAAACUGGCAGCUUACUCCGCUGUGGAUAACCACGUUCAGAACAACCAGGUGGUUGGAGUGGGCAGUGGUUCAACCAUUGUGUUUGCGGUGGACAGGUUAGCGGAAAGAGUGCGCCAAGAAAAACUCAACAUUGUGUGUGUGCCCACCUCCUUCCAGGCUCGACAGCUGAUUCUGCAGCACAGCCUCACUCUUUCAGACCUGGACCGGCACCCGGAGUUGGACGUGGCGAUUGAUGGCGCAGAUGAGGUGGACACGGAGCUCACGUUGAUAAAAGGUGGCGGUGGCUGUCUGACGCAAGAGAAGAUCGUCGCCGGCUGUGCGAAACAUUUUGUCGUCAUCGCUGACUACAGAAAGGACUCCAAGGUUCUGGGCCAGCAGUGGAAGAAAGGAGUUCCCAUUGAAGUCAUUCCCAUGGCCUACGUUCCUGUUUCCAGGAUGAUAGUGAAGAAGUUCGGAGGGGAAGCCAGCUUAAGAAUGGCUGUCAGCAAAGCAGGUCCUGUAGUCACUGACAACAGUAAUUUCAUCCUGGACUGGAAGUUUGAGCAGGCGCAGGACUGGACGGAGGUCAACACUGCCAUCAAGAUGAUUCCUGGUGUGGUAGAGACUGGGCUCUUUGUGAACAUGGCUGAACGAGCGUAUUUCGGGAUGGAGGAUGGAAGUGUGCAGGUUCGGGAUGCUCUUAUCAACUGAGGUGUGCCACAUCCAAAAUAUAUUCUCUUUUCAUCGGUCCCAAUUUCUCUCACAAGUGCCGUCGUCACAGUUUGCGCUGCAAAAACUGUCCAUCUAACCAAGUUUUAAAAUCUUAUAUCCAGCCAAAAAGUCUUUUUGAUCUUGUUUUGAGACUGAUUUACUAAACAAGAACUGAUUGUGUAAGAAUAAU
Messenger RNA from Austrofundulus limnaeus, 1038 nucleotides. RefSeq names its product ribose 5-phosphate isomerase A (ribose 5-phosphate epimerase) (gene rpia). The record is from RefSeq and is a predicted model, not a curated record. The transcript is spliced from 9 exons. Bases 21 to 848 code for a protein of 275 amino acids. Gene Ontology annotation, molecular function: ribose-5-phosphate isomerase activity. Gene Ontology annotation, cellular component: cytoplasm. NCBI's taxonomy places the organism in Eukaryota, Metazoa, Chordata, Actinopteri, Cyprinodontiformes, Rivulidae. Gene Ontology annotation, biological process: D-ribose metabolic process; pentose-phosphate shunt, non-oxidative branch.